Salvia miltiorrhiza (redroot sage) is the source of this 1915-nucleotide messenger RNA. RefSeq names its product pyruvate dehydrogenase E1 component subunit alpha-3, chloroplastic. The transcript is spliced from 3 exons. Gene Ontology annotation, cellular component: intracellular membrane-bounded organelle. NCBI's taxonomy places the organism in Eukaryota, Viridiplantae, Streptophyta, Magnoliopsida, Lamiales, Lamiaceae. The record is from RefSeq and is a predicted model, not a curated record. Gene Ontology annotation, biological process: pyruvate decarboxylation to acetyl-CoA. Bases 330 to 1643 code for a protein of 437 amino acids. Gene Ontology annotation, molecular function: pyruvate dehydrogenase (acetyl-transferring) activity.
AGUUGAUUUUUCUCCCUCAAUUCUCUCGAAAAUUAAUUAGAAAAAAAUAAAAUGGUAAAUAAGAAUUAUUGGGGAGGUUAAAAAAUGACAAGGCACAAGAUACACACACUCUUGGUGACGAUUAUUUCCACAGAAACACACUCUCGUUCUCUCCGCCCCUCUCUGCCCCCUCCAUCCUAUAUUAAUUUCUCUCUCCUUUUCUCUCGAUUCAUUGCUUCCUUCUCCUCAAUCUCCGUCUCCCUUCUCUCUCUCUAGAUUUCAGCCUAUUCCCGCGGCAAUCACCAACCUUUUGGGGUUCCUCCCCGUUGCAUUGCGCCCUUGCGGGAAAAAUGGCGUGUUCAGCUACGGCAAAAAUCAUUCACAAUCCUCUGGUGCUCAGCUCCUCCAGAUCUGCUGAAAAGUCUGAAUCUUGCUGCAAAAUCUCCGGACCCACGUCGUUUCUGGGCUCCAAAUUUCUCGGAAAUAAGUUGCUCUCUGCUAACUCCGCGAUUUCUCCUGCUAGCCGCCGAUCUGGCGCCGUCGUGGCAGUUUCCUCCGAUGUUGUUAAGGAGAAGAAGCUCAAGUCCAGCUCCCCCGUCGCUAAUCUGCUGAUAACAAAAGAAGAGGGAUUGGUAUUGUAUGAGGACAUGAUUCUGGGAAGAGCGUUCGAGGAUAUGUGUGCCCAGAUGUACUACAGAGGCAAAAUGUUUGGUUUUGUUCAUUUGUACAAUGGUCAGGAGGCUGUAUCCACUGGCUUUAUCAAGCUCUUGAAGAAGGAAGAUUGUGUGGUCAGUACUUACCGUGAUCAUGUGCAUGCGUUGAGCAAAGGUGUUCCAGCCCGUCAGGUCAUGAGUGAGCUCUUUGGCAAAACCACAGGUUGCUGCAGGGGCCAGGGUGGUUCGAUGCACAUGUUCUCCAAGGAGCACAACCUUCUUGGUGGUUUUGCUUUCAUCGGUGAAGGAAUUCCUGUUGCAACUGGGGCCGCCUUUACUAGCAAGUACAAGAGAGAAGUCCUGAAGGAGGAUUGUGAUGAGGUGACUUUGGCAUUUUUUGGGGACGGGACUUGCAACAACGGCCAGUUCUUUGAAUGCUUGAACAUGGCUUCGUUGUGGAAGCUUCCCAUUGUUUUUGUUGUUGAAAACAAUUUGUGGGCUAUUGGGAUGUCCCAUUUGAGGUCCACCUCCGAUCCUCAGAUUUGGAAGAAAGGUCCGGCUUUUGGGAUGCCCGGUGUUCAUGUUGAUGGUAUGGAUGUUUUGAAGGUGAGGGAGGUUGCACAGGAGGCUAUUGGUAGGGCUAGAAGAGGUGAAGGUCCGACUUUGGUUGAGUGCGAGACCUAUAGGUUCAGAGGGCACUCUUUGGCUGAUCCCGAUGAGCUACGUGACCCUGCCGAGAAGGCUCAUUAUGCCACAAGAGACCCCAUCACCGCGUUAAAGAAGUAUCUAUUCGAAAACAACUUGGCAAGCGAAGCUGAGCUGAAGGCCAUAGACAAGAAGAUUGAAGAAAUCAUCGAAGACUCUGUUGAGUUUGCUGACGAGAGCCCAGUUCCAGCUCGCAAUCAACUGCUGGAGAAUGUGUUUGCUGAUCCGAGGGGAUUUGGGAUCGGACCUGAUGGUAAGUACAGAUGUGAGGACCCUAAAUUUACUGAAGGAACUGCUCAAGUCUAGCCUCAAAAUGUAGGUCAAAAUCAGCAGCCAUAACUGACAGCAGGAGCAAGCCUUACUCUUAUAUUGCUAGUGUUUUGGGGGGAUCUUGUUGUCCAGGCAGUUUCAGUUUUUCAAUUUUUUUGUUUUAUGUUUCUUUUUUGUGGGUCUAAUUUAUUGUUGUUUGUCGGAAACUGUUUGAAAUAGCGGUUAAGCCAUUGUUGCUCAUGUUUUCCUAUCAACUCUACUUGUCUUUCAACAAUUCUUUGGUGUAUAAACAAAGAAGCUUACCUGCA